AUGACUGCAAAUCCAACACAAUGUCCUUCAGCCGCCCAAAGAAUCGUCGGUGAUUGUCCUCAUUGUCAGAAGAACUUCUGUUCAGCGCACAGACAACCGGAAGCACAUAAUUGCUCCGGCAUGCAAGCUUGUCGAGAUGCAGCUUUCCAAGCCAACAAAGCACGGCUUGAGAAAGAACGGACUGUUGCCAGUAAGAUUGCGCAAGCAUAG
This is a messenger RNA of Kwoniella shivajii, 210 nucleotides long. RefSeq lists its product as uncharacterized. Lineage: Eukaryota; Fungi; Basidiomycota; Tremellomycetes; Tremellales; Cryptococcaceae. The record is from RefSeq and is a predicted model, not a curated record. The transcript has 2 exons. Gene Ontology annotation, molecular function: zinc ion binding. Bases 1 to 210 code for a protein of 69 amino acids.